UGCGAAUUGGAUCCUACCAAUUGUGAAGGUGAAUGCAAAGGAGAACAUUGUUUUUCAACAAUAACAUUGUAUUUAAUGACUUAUUUUUAAAUUUAUUUUAAAUUUUUUUUAAAUAGUGUUUGUGCUCGUCAGAAUCACAGUUGCUUUUAACAGUUUCUAAAAUAAGAUCAAUCUGUCACGAUGACCCGUCAUUGGGCAACGAGUUUGUUAAUCAUUGCACAGAUAUACAACGCAGCAUUGGGCGUGGAAUUCAGCGAUAAAGCUCUAUUCGUCAAAUCCGAUGACAUAAGAAAAGCAAGAGAAAUUCACACGAAAGUGGCCAAAAUAGCUCCAAAUCCUAUGGACCAGACGGUAGACCACAUACUCACGUGGUUACAGACAAGAUAUCAAAAUCAACAGAACCAGCGUUCGGCUCGCCAGAACAACGAACAGCGUCCUCGCCCGUUCGUGGUGUCUCCUGCUCAAUCGGACUACAGGGGUUAUCUUCCUCCGCAACCACCACCCCAACCGGAGUUCAACAUACCGACGACCUCAUCACAAUAUCAACCAGCAGCCACUCCGUCCGCAAAUCCAUUUUUCGUACAGUCUGCCGAACCCAGUCAGACGGUAUCACCCCCACCACCUUCGGAUGACACACCGAUACAGCCUCUUGCACCAGUUGCGGGAGCUGAAUUACAACCCUCGUCGUCACCAGACGUCUCGACACAAACACAGGGCUUCGUAGAUAUUUCGCCGACUAGUUUUCAAUCCACUAAUCAACCUCUGCAACCAGAAUUGGAAAACCCAGUAAACCUCCAAUUCAACAACAACGAUAUUACACACCCGCCACAUAUACACGAGAUGAACGUGCAGUGUUCGAAAGACAUGAUGACCAUUAACGUAGAAUUUAACAGACCUUACUAUGGGGUUGUUUAUUCAAAGGGGUUCUACAAUACACCGGAGUGCAGAUAUGUGAACCCGAAUUCCGGCCAGACGAAGUAUUCGUUCAAAGUGAUGUUGAACUCUUGCGGGACGCGGUUCGUCGAUGAGUUUUCUUCGGGAAAACAGGCAUACUUGGAAAACGUACUGGUCAUACAAAACGAACCGGGAAUUCAAGAAGUAUGGGACGUCAUACGUAGUGUCAGAUGUCUGUGGGAAGGUAAUUUGAACAAAGCUCUGUCUAUCGCGUUGAAUAUUGGUAUGUUGAACCAGGAAGUAGUGACAUUCAGCGGAGAUACGGCGACUGCCCGACUCGAUAUCCAAGCCGGCAAAGGACCGUUCGCUCCGAUCGCUAACGGUCUAGUAAAAAUCGGAGAGACCAUGACACUGGUGGUGACGGUGGAUGGUGACCCCGGAUUUAACAUCUUAGUAAGAGAAUGCGUAGCCCGUGACAACAACCCAGAGUCGGGCAAUCAACUGCAGCUGACCGACUCCCAAGGAUGCGUGGCGAAACCCAAACUUUUCGGUAGCUUCCAGACAACGACAAACCCGGCUACCGGAUCGUUGAUAGCUUACGCAUACUUCCAAGCUUUCAAAUUUCCGGACGUCAUGGACCUGUUGAUCGAGUGCAACGUCGAACUGUGCAAAUUCAACUGUCAGCCGUGUUCAGACACGAAUCAAAAAAUCGAUCCCGGUCGUAAAAGACGAGACGUGCACAAUAUUGCGACGAACAAUACGAUCAAUACGUUCGACGACAGUGCGGAUUCCAUGAUGUUGGUCGGUCGCGUACACGUAUACUCGCCCGACGACCUGCUGGCCGACAAUUUCAAUCAGACCGCCACCGACGUGCUGGAUCCGCUGCAGGCGUUCACGACGGGCGACAGAACUUUGUGCAUCUCGUCAAAAAAGUUUUACAUGACAUAUUCGUUUAUGGUCGCAGUGACAUUAAUAUCAAGUGCAAUGAGUAUGAUUCUGUGGAUUCGAUUACAACGCAAGAUCUAUAAAGAUUAAAAAGUCACUGUAAAUAUAGAAAAUAUGUUUUAGAUGAUUUUUUUUUGAAAAUAAAUUUUAUUGUGUUUCUUUCGAUUUGUCACUUAAAAAUAUACUUGAACGCCUGUACAAAAAAACAGUUUUCAAUUGUUUUAUAUUAGUGAUAAUCGAUAAUUUAAGAUACUUAUUAUAUAAACAUAUUAUAAACAUUUAUAAAGUGUAUAAUGUAUUUAUAUAUUUUAUAAAUGGAAAAUGUGCUAUUUUUUACAAUUUUUUUACGUUUUUUAUAUUUGUAAAUUUUAUUAGGUACACUAGAAUAUUAUCUAAAUAUAUAUUUAGCACUUAAUUUCUAUUUUUUAAACUAUAUAUCUUAUGAAAUGUACAUAAUAAGAAAAAUGU
Molecule: messenger RNA, 2307 nt
Organism: Aphis gossypii (cotton aphid)
Lineage: Eukaryota; Metazoa; Arthropoda; Insecta; Hemiptera; Aphididae
Exons: 11
Coding region: 181-1929 (582 amino acids)
Source: RefSeq, a predicted model, not a curated record